This is a messenger RNA of Mizuhopecten yessoensis (Yesso scallop), 486 nucleotides long. RefSeq lists its product as uncharacterized. Lineage: Eukaryota; Metazoa; Mollusca; Bivalvia; Pectinida; Pectinidae. The record is from RefSeq and is a predicted model, not a curated record. The transcript has 3 exons. The annotation marks the transcript as partial.
UAUGUGGAUAGAAUCAUCCGGGUAUUAUCCAAUGAGGGUCGUUUUGUGGUUGCUUACGAGGUAGGCACGAUGAAUCAGGAUCAAGUACAGGUACUGCUGGAGACGCUAGACGGACCUAGUGGUGACCACAAAAUCAACAUAACCAUCAUGGGACAUACUACAUGUGUUGAACACGUAUUGUUUACAGCGGGUCAGUACGUCAGGAAUAACCAGAGACGGUCGUCACUAAGUAUACGCUCUCUUUGGCUGGUUUUCCUGCUGCAGGAUGAUAACAAUCUCUAUCGAAUACAGGAAUACGCUGCGAAUAUCGACAACGUGGCUGUCAUCCUUCUCCCAACCUUCUUCGUCGGCACCGAUAAAGACAACGGGACUACAGACAUACUUCAACUCGUUAGAAAAGCGCUGUUUAACAUCGGUUCAAAUUCCACAAUGACAACGAUGAAUAAAUCCGAUAUGAAUUAUUUGAUUCUUGAGCUUUUACAAUCG